AUGAAGGAACGGGAUGAACACCAUGAUUUGAUCCUUGUCAGCAAAGGUUACCUGGAGAAUUUCUCCUACAAGCUGGCCCAAAGCCUGGCUUGCCGGAAGAUAUUGCGCUGCAGCGCCAAAGCUCCAGGCAACGAGCACUACGACGCCGUGACGGUGGUGGGGGCCCUGGGCGAGGGGCAGGUGCCGAGCGCGGCCGUGCCGGAGCUGCUCCGCGUCACCAAACCGGGAGGCUUCCUCUGCCUGACGACGAGGAGCAACCCCUCGAACCUGCGGUACAAGGCGGAGCUGGAGGCAACGCUGGAGAGGCUGGAGAGGCAGGGAGCCUGGCAGAAGGUGCUGGCCCAGGAGGUGGAGCACUGGGAGAGGGCCACCUCCGAGGAGGAGAGCACCCAGGGCACCGGCUACAUCUCCGGGGUGGUCUACAUCUAUCGGAAAUGCCCCGUGCCCCCCCUCGAGGAGGGCUGA
Molecule: messenger RNA, 465 nt
Organism: Nipponia nippon (crested ibis)
Lineage: Eukaryota; Metazoa; Chordata; Aves; Pelecaniformes; Threskiornithidae
Source: RefSeq, a predicted model, not a curated record